Molecule: messenger RNA, 1398 nt
Organism: Vicia villosa (hairy vetch)
Lineage: Eukaryota; Viridiplantae; Streptophyta; Magnoliopsida; Fabales; Fabaceae
Product: UMP-CMP kinase-like
Exons: 9
Coding region: 237-956 (239 amino acids)
Biological process (GO): 'de novo' pyrimidine nucleobase biosynthetic process; UDP biosynthetic process; CDP biosynthetic process
Cellular component (GO): cytoplasm; nucleus
Molecular function (GO): ATP binding; UMP kinase activity
Source: RefSeq, a predicted model, not a curated record
AAUGGGUAGAUACUUAUGAAAGAAAAACUCAACAACUGAGGUGUCGAUUUUCUCAUAUUGGUAUGCAUGUGCAGUUACUCGUUCCUUCGCACACGCUCACACUGCGUAAUCACGCACGCUACAUGUUUGACGGAUCUCCUCUACUCUCCUCUCCUCUCACCGCAACGUAACCGCACCGAAACAAACCGAAAUCGAUUCCCAAGCACCCCUCACCGGCAACGAUUGAAGAACCAAAAAUGUUGAGACGCGCAACCGCUACUCUCAAAUCCACUCUUUCUCUUCACAUCACGAAGGAAGGUUCUAAACACAACGUUUAUCAUUUCCAUAGAUUUACCUCAGGAUCGCCUUUGCAUUUUCAGGAAAAGGAGACGGUUUGUCCCAGACAUGUAGAUACGGUUAUAGCUUUUGUUUUAGGGGGGCCUGGUAGUGGAAAAGGUACACAAUGUGAAAAAAUUGUUGAAACCUUCGGAUUUAAGCAUUUGAGUGCUGGUGAUCUUUUGAGGAAGGAGAUGGUUUCUGAUAGUGAGUAUGGCUCUAUGAUUUUGGAUACAAUUAGAGAAGGAAAAAUUGUUCCAUCAGCAGUGACUGUAAAAUUGAUUCUAAGAGAGCUCGCAUCUGGUGACAAUCAUAAGUUUCUUAUUGAUGGUUUCCCGAGAAGUGAGGAAAACCGCAUGGCUUUUGAAAGAAUUACUGGCUCAGAACCAAAUUUUGUUCUUUUCUUUGACUGCCCUGAAAAAGAGAUGGUGAAACGGGUGCUGAGCCGUAAUCAGGGUCGAAUUGAUGACAAUAUAGAGACAAUGAAGAAACGACUUAAAAUAUUUGAAGCAUUAAAUCUUCCCGUGGUUGAUUACUAUGCAAAGAAAGGGAAACUUCAUAAGAUCAAUGCAGUGGGAACAGAGGAUGAAGUAUUUGAGCAAGUUCGGCGAGUUUUUGAGCAAGUGAGCACGGUUACUUGAAAGCUGUGUGAUUGGGUUGCGAGAGCAUUCUGACAUUUGACAUUUGGCGAAGUUUGAAUUUUACGGGGACUCUAUAUUUCUUAGUUAACUACAAAAUCCAUUGCUCUGGAAUUGGGCAGGUCUCCAAAACUCAAAGUGACUGGUUGGAUUGAUUCGAGGUUCAAGUUUUUUAACGCUGUCGAAUCUUAUCCCUUGACAGGAAUAAUAGUAGGUGAAUGUAAAUGUUUGAUACUGUUGAGUAAUACCAACAGUGUGUUGGUUCAAGAGAAAGGAUUUGGAUUCUUCUGAAUUUGUAACUUCGAAUUUAAUUUUUAUUUGUGUUAGAAAUAAUAUUAGGAGGGAUUUUGACAAGAGUUGGAUGCUUACCUGUAAGAAAGGGCCCUAGAUUUGGUUCUUAGACAUUAUAAAAUAACUUAAAUACUCAUUUUAGUUAGUUAAGAGA